AUUCUGAUUGGAAACGAAUGACACAUUUGCCCAAUAGAAAAGGGCAAAAGAAACGGUAAAAUUAUUUUUCAUUGAAUGAAAAUUCUUCAGCGAUGCAUAUUCGGUGAAUACACGGAGUUUUUCGCCGUCGGCUACAAUAAAACAAAAGAAAUUAAAAAUACUUCAGAAAAUAAGAAGGCAAGAAAUGUUGUAAGCGUUUGUGAGAUGUCAUAAUACAAUAAUAACGAAUUGUUUGUGCGCGAGUGAAGUUGAUUAGUUGAGAAAAAUCGUUUGUGUAUUUCAGUGCAGUGCAAAAGUAAAAAUUUAGAAUUAGAAACGAUAAAAGCUAACAAAAGCGAAUGGUGUACAAUAAAUUGUCUAAACAAGUAAUAGAUUUGGAAAUUUUGUUAUUAAUUUAAAUAAUUAUUAUAACGAGAAGUAGUGAAUAUUUAACAACAAUAAGUAAGUAAAAGGAUCAGCGUUGAGUUGUUGUGCAAAAAAAUCUCACCCAAGGCCACUUUGCCCAAAAUAGAUACAUGCAAGUGCAUCCAAUUGGCUGAUUGUGCGUGGUUGUUAUUGUUUGAAGCGUUACGUGACACGCAAAAAUUAAUUACAUAUGUGAAUAAAUGUUUUUAAUUUUUAACAAAGAUUUGCCGCGAAUACAUUUUGCAAAAGUUGUGUAAGUGCGUUUAUUCAUUUUCGGUACAAGAGUCUUCAUUCAUUAUAUGAACAACACAACAAACAUCCUCGUACGGCCGUACAUUUAAUUUGGCAGUUCAUGUAAACUGACUUAUUUAGGAUUUUUAUCUACAUUUAUCAUUUACAUUCGCUUGUUCCUACAGUAUUAUAAGCUAUAUAUCGGCUUUGCCAAAAGAAACGUCAACAUCCACGGCAACCGAGCUAUGGAAAAUGAAAAUAAACAAACUGGAAAAUAAUUAAAACAAACAUCGGCAUGAAAAGAAUCUGCACAGAAAAAAUCUAAAUGCAAAUAUUGAAAUUGCGAAUGCAUAAGGCGGACGCCCAGUGAAUCCACGUCAAUCACAACAUCAACAAAGUCUGGUGUACGCGUAGGCUUCUCGCAACGUCUAAGCAGCCACACUAACUAAUUCACACCAACAACUAACUGUAUGUGUGUGUGUGUGUGUGUGAACGAGACGCUCUAAAAACAUUAAGAAAGAAAUAAAAAUAAAGUAAAAAUCAGUGCAUUGAAAGUGAAAACAAAAAUUGCGAAUCAAGUGACGAGCUUUUUGUUCGCGCCACGCGGCGCGUCAUGAUUUCCAUUUCAUUUUAUGUUAAUAACAAUUGUAAAGAAAGUGCGCGCCACCGCCGCACGCCAUGAACGAGGCAAACAUUUACUAAAACUACUGCUGUUUAUACGUGUAUGUGUGUGUCUGCGUCUGUAUGUGUACGUUUUUGUGCAAAUCGAAAUUGUAAAAGAAAAUAAGUGCAACGAAGACGACGCUAAGAAUAGCAUACAGCACCGGACCGACCAAGCACAGGCCAAUAAUGCGCUGUUGCGCACACACUCUACCCUGCCCCUCUGCUAUAGACACAUCGCCUUCAGCCACGCAACGCCGCAAUCUCGGCUGCACUUAAGGCGGGGGGAAAUAUUUACGCUGCUGUAGUUCGACGUAGAAUGCUAUCCAAUUUUCACAAAUUAAUGCGGUGCUCUUCGAGCGUAUUGCAAUCAUCAGCACCUUUGGUUGGCCGCCAUGGCGGCGGCGGCGGCGUUGGUGCUGGUUUUGCCGCCGGUGUUGGUAGAUCCAAUUCACCAGCUUUAUCCUUUAACAUCAACGAUGACGAUCCCAAUAUUGCCACUUGCUCGGGACGCGGCGACUGUCUGAAUGGCACAUGCCUCUGUGAGAUCCGUUAUGCCGGCGAUGAGUGUAGUGGCUUCAAUUUACCAUACUAUGCCGGCAUCUCGGCGGUUUUCUACUUUGUCGCUUUGGUUUCCGUCGUGCAACUUUGCAUCUGCAUUGUGGCGGAGUAUCAGCGCUUGAAACAGCCCUCGUUACUGCGCGCCUGUCGGCUUACAACACAAAAGGUCUUAUACUUUCUGGUAUUCGUGGCCGCAUCGCUGCGCGGUGCAUUCUUUACGACACCGUUGGAUUUACAGCCACAAUGGGCCGUCACACUGAUGUCUGCAUAUUAUCCGAUGUUAAUGACCUGCGCAUCACUCAUCGUUUGCAUGUGGGCUGAGAUUUUCCAUUUACGCGACAUCCGUUGGGAGAAGUCACAAUUUCUAUCGAAGAGUUUUCUUGGCUUUGUAGCAUUUAACUUAUUCCUCUACAGCUUAUUCGGCGUUGAGGUAUUCUCUUCGUUGAUUGUCGCCGAUCGGCAGAAUUAUGCGCACAUCUUCAACGGCUGCUAUGCAGUACUCUUGCUGAUUGUGGUCGUUUUCUUUUUGAUUUAUGGCGUCGAAGUGUUUUUCAAAUUGCGCGGCGGCUUCGUUUACGAUCAGACUGGCAAAAUACUGGGACCCAGCGAAGCGAUUGUAAAUGCCUCACAACUGCACCAGUCACGUUUGGGUCUAUUAUCACAGGCGAUUAUGUUAAUCGUCAUUGUGGGCUUCCUGACAUCAGAGACAUUGGGCGAUUUCUGGAAAACAAAAGUGCCAGUUUACUCGCGCAAUUGGCAUGACAUUGUCUUCCGCAUUGUAGAGAUGGGUGUGGCUGUUUGGUUCCCCUGUUGCUUGUGGAAUUCAAUGGCGCCCGAACAGCUGUGGAUCUUAAAUCCACGUAAAUUGCUGUCGCGUCAAAUUGACCCAUCCAUACCGACCACAUCGGCGGAAACCAAAAGCCUCUCACCCGAGGAAGGUCAAUCGUUUUUGACGAAAAAAGACUGUUGGAUUUGUUAUGAUAGUGACAAGCCCGAACCGCUCAUACAGCCAUGUCGUUGCACCGGCGAUGUUAGUUCUGUACAUCAUGAGUGUCUCAAACGUUGGCUCGUGGAGAGUUGUAGUUCGUCAGAUGCGCAAUUGUCGUGUAAAGUUUGUGGUUUCCCGUAUGAAAUUGAGAAGAGCAAAAAACUCGACUGGGAGAAGGGCUUCAACAUGCAGCACUGGACCAAGACAAUCAUACUGAUCACGCUGAUGUGUGUCGCCGGCGCCAGCGCCUGGGUAGUCAUCCAACUGUAUGUUGAUCCGCUUGUACGCGUACUCACUGUCGGCAUUGCCGUGCUUAUUGGCUAUGUGUGUGUCAAGUGUUUGGGUGAAAACACAGUGGUGGCAUAUCAACGCGCCAAAGUCAGCUCAAUUAAUAUAGUGACGAAAUCGGAAAUGGAAAAGCUGCAUACCAUCUGUCAAGACGUGGGCGAACGGCCAACAACAACAGCGGCAGCAGCAGCGGCGGCCGCAGCUGCAGCCAGCGCUGGACCAACAGCAACAACAAGCGCUAUGGUAGCCAACACUGUGCAAUGAUUAUGACCCGAUGAGGAUGGUGGCAGUGUUGUGGAGUCGGAGCACACACACUUGUUGGACGCUGAAGGUGAGGAACAGCAAAAACGGCACGAGCGUUUGGUGGAAGUGAAACAGGUGAAUGGCCGGGUGACAGUAGCAGCCACGAAAAUAGCACCACCGAAUACGAUUAUUAGUCUAACUAAUGUAACGGAGAAGAAACGAAAUAAACACUAACUGACUGGUAAUGGAAAUGCGGAGUAAAUGCGACAACAAUAACAGCAACAACAAUGACAAUUGCAACGAUGACGCGACGUGGACGACAGCGCAUGCGUUCCAAGGCAAGUUAAUUAAGUUGGACUAUGACUUUACACAACAACAGCAAAUUACUGCAGCAAUUAUGAGAAGAAAUAUUAUAAUUAUAAAAAUAGAAAUAGAAAUACAAUAAUAUUACUCAUUUGGUUUAAGCAACAUUUACAAUUAACUUUCAUACAUACAUACAUACAUACCUACAUACACAAGGACAACUUAAAAAGCCGGCCAGCCAAGCCAAAGUAAAUAAACGAGCGAGUGAUGGAGGAUAAUUGUAAUAAAAUUUACAAAAAAAACAAACAAGGACAUCGCCUCGUUGGUGUUAUUUUAAGUUGUCUUUUGUGCGCAAACGCGAGAACUUUGAUCUGAGUUAAAUGCGAGAAAAAUGUAAAACUUCUCAAGCAGUCGCGUGCAUUUUUCAUAUAUUCACAUAUACAUAGAUACGUACAUACAUACAUACAUACAUACAUAUUUUAUAAUUUAAUGUUUACCAAAUCAAAGCGUAAAAUCGUGAUCUUGGCGCAAAUAUGACUCGCAUACAAAUAUUGGCAUCGCAUUCAUUAAUUUCAUGUUUCUAUUCACGAAUUUGUUCACUCGAUUCUCUAUGUUAAAAAAAUAAGAAUUUCAUUAUGCAUAUUUUUUAACUUUUUCGUAUUUCGAAAACUAAAUUUUGAGCAAUUUUGUGAAGUUAUUCAUAUUUUUUCGGCAAGCACUCAAAUAUCGCAAAUCAAAAGAUGUUAAAAUUGAAAACAAAAACAAAAUAUAAAAAAUUGUAUAAUAUGCCAAAUCUACAUACAUACAUACAUGCAAACAUAAAUAAAUGUGUACACAUUUUCAUUGCAAAACUUGUGUUGUAAAAAUGCAAUUUGCGAAAACAAAAACAAAAAAUAUUUAAUAUACCAUACAUAAAUAGUAAUAGCAAACAACCGUCAGUAUCAUUGCAAUUGAGAUUAACUACAAAUGUUUAAGUAAAAAUAUGAAUUAACAAUAAAAGGCUUUCAAAGUACAUGUUAAAUUACAUAUACAAUACAUAUAGUAAUUAACAACUAACAUAUAUUAACACAAUAAUGAAGUUUGACGCGCCAAAUACACCAAAGUGGAGAAAACAAUGAGCUUGGAAAUAUUUAAUAAAUUAAACUUUUUUCUAUCAAAACUUUUGAAAACUUGAAGCUGUAAAAAUUAUAAUUUAUGUUAGAAAAUAUUUUUUCUCAAAAAAAAUUUUAAAAUAUUUUUCGAAAAAAAAUUUAAUAUUUUUCAAAAAAAGAAUUAAUAUUUUUCGAAAAUAAAAUUAAUAUUAAAACAAAUUUUAAAAUAUUUUUCGUAAAGAAAAAACAAAAAUUUGUAUCAAUUAAGAAAACAUACAGCUUUAUUUAUACAUAUACAUAUACAUAUAUAUAUUUUUGUUAUGCCUAAAUCAGCUCUGAUUUAGCUUCGAAAACUUCAUUAAUUACACAAAUUAUUGUUUUUCAAGAAAGUAAACUACAUAUACAACAUUGUAUAUAUAUUUUUUUAAUUUAAUUGAAAUUAAAAAUUUGCAGCAUUCACAAUUUGUAAUACAUUUAAAUAUUUCGACAAAAUUUAAAUACUUCUUAUACUCAAAUUCAAAAUAAAAAUCUAAUUUUUAACUAAAUCUUAGACAAUGGGGAUGUUCGAGCAAGCAAAUAACUGCAGCAAUAUUACGACACUUAUGUUUUUCUGCAGAAACGCAGCUAUUACUUUGGUGUACUGUAAAAUUUUUGCGUCGAAUAUGAUUGCUAUACUGCCGCAGUGAUUGACACUCGAACAUACCCAAUAUGUUAAUGCACAGCUUAAGGCGAAUUAAGGAGUUAUAUCCACUUGCGAAGAUAUAUCCACAAAACGCGUUUUUUCGUGAAUUAUUUUUGAAGAGGUAUUUCAUUUAAUAAAAAAAUAAAAAUAAUAUAGGUUUACAGAAUCUUAUGUACUUUAAUAAUCGGCGAUUGAUUUUGAAAAACUUUGGAUACCCUUGAUCACGUACCGAAUCUCUUGGAGGACCUCCGACAAAAGCUAUCAGGCGAGGAGGAAGAUUUUUCUGAAAAUUUCGUUUCGAGAAAAACGCGUUUAAAAUUUUGGGAGCCGAUUGCACUAAUUAAAAAAAAUCUCACAUUUUCGUAGAAUAUUCUCAAUAUGUACAUACUUGCAAAAAAAAAAUCGAUUUUUUGAAAUUCACAAGUGGAUAUAACCCCUUAAGAUGAUGUGCAGUCUUUCAUAUUGUUAAGUUAUACCGACUGACUUCUUCGAGACUUGACAUGGUGUUUUAUCGAAAAUCUUAACUAAGAAUGAAAACUUUCAAAUUAUGAUAAUAUUUAGAGAAAUAUAUUAUUUUUUAAGCUUUUUAGAAAAUAUGAAUUUGUGUUGACACUGAAAAAAUAAUAUGCUCUAAUAGAAAAAGUUAAUGCGGUUGCAUUUAAUGGGUGUAUUUGGCGAUUUUUAUUAUAAAAAGAUCAUAACUAACAUAUUUCGAAUUUUCUUUUUGCAAGAUUCAAAAAAAGUUUCAUCCAUCAUUUCCAUAAUUUCAUAAUAGUAAAACAUUUUUAUCGCAAUAUAAUUAACAUUACCAAUAUAAAUUAUGGAUUUUUUAUUAAAAAUUAGGUAAUAAAAUUAAUAAAAAUUUAUUUUUAUUGAAAUAAUUUUUUAGUUGAAAAAUGCUGAAAAUUAUAAAUAAAUAUCUCAACUCUUUAAAAAAAUUAAUUCUAAAAUGUUAGUUGCGCUCUUUUUUCACCUUCUAAACAGGGUUGCGAUUUUAUUAAUUAAGAAUUUUUAGAUCAAAAAUUGUAAAUUUUAUUUUAAAAUAAAAUUUAAUUUUUUAAUCCGGUUUUGAGAAAAGAAAUUUGAAAACUAUUUUUAAUUAAAAUUUUAGAAAUAACAAAAUAAAAAUAAAUUAAUGUAAAUGUCAAUUAAAUUUGAUUAGUUUGAAUGCAUUAUUUGCAACCCUGUUUCUAACCUUAAUGUAAAUUCAAAACUUUUCUUUUUGUUAAUUUUUAUUUAUACAUUUGAGAUUAACAUUUGUUCUAUUUUUCAAUCCGGUAUGUGAAAAUAAAAUUUAAUUUUUCAAUUCGGUUUUCGGGAUUAGAAAUUUUAAAAUUAUUUUGAAUGAAGAUUUUCGGGAUUACAAACAAAAAAACAAUUUUAUUUAAAUGUUAAUUCAAUUCUAUUUUUAAUGUAUAGUUUGCAACCUUGAUUCUAACCAACAAAAUAUUACUAAAAAUAUUAAAAGAGAUAAUUUUUCAUACAAAUGCAUAUGUUAGUAACUGCAAAACUCAUACUAAAAUAUUUAAAUGAUGCUUUCUACCGAUAUUGGUUAAAUUAAUGAAUUAUACUUAAAUUCUUGAUUUAAACAGAUAUUUUUUUCAAAAAAAUUAUGUAUCUUCAAUUUUUUCAAAAAAAAUAUUAAGUAUUAAUUCAAACAAAAAAUAUCAACAAAAUGCAAACAAAAAAUAUCAACAAAUAUUUAUGUACAUUUUUUUCGAAAACUAAACUAUUUCUAUGCAUUUAUGAGGACAAAUUGUGUAGUUUUCGAAAUCAGCAAACGCUCUAAAGCGAAGUUGAGAAAAUGCGCUCAAACAUACAGACUUAUAACAUUAAAGUAGCAGAAAAUAAAAAUGCAGAAAGAGAUACAAAAAUAUACUAAAUAGAAGUAAAUAUAUAUUAAAUGAGUUAAAAAUGCAUAUAUUGACAAAAAAAAAAACAGACAAAAAAUUUAAAAAUAAAAUUGAAAAAAUUAAAAAUAAACUCGAAAGAAUUCUAAAAAUAAAAUUGAAAAAAUAAAAUGGAAAAAAUUAAAAAUAAAAUUUAAAAAAUAUUAUUAACUUAACAAAUUGUGCAUAAAUUAAUUACGAAUAGUAUUCAGUUCAAUCAUUGUACGCAUUACACUGUGUAAGAUAAGAAUAUUACUUACAAUAAAUGCUGUAUAUUCAAAUUCAAAUCAUCACACAACAGAGUACGAAUAUUAUUUAUAAUAACAUAUAUAAAAUAUUUUAACGAUAACAUGUAUGUAUGUGCGCAAACACUCACAGACGCAUACAUAAAUAAAUAAUAUUAUUUUUAAUACGAAUUAUAUUUAAGUGCUAGUUAAGUUAAUAUAAAUUACGAUAAAUACCACAACUCUUUGUUAUAGAGUAAAACGAGAAAGCAAAACAACAAAAAAAAAACAAUUAUAUUAAUAAAAUGCAACCUUGCAAACACGUAUUAAAAUUAAAUUUAAAUCAUAUUAAUAAUGAAAAAUUUAAUUGUAAUCAAAUUAUUGUGAUAGCAGCAUACAAUUCAUUUAUUCAUUUAAUCAUAAAAAAAUAUAUGCAUGUAAAAAACUUUACAAAAACAAAACUAAAAGAAAACAAAUAUUUAAGAAAGAAAGCAACGUUUGCAUUCAUUUUAAACAAUUUUUAAUGGAACAUAGCAAGUGAAGUAAGCUUAACAAAUUAAUUUUGCUAAUAAUAUAUACCGUUAAACGGUCCCCGCAACCCCGCAGUCGACAUUUGCAUGUGGGACGCAUUUGCAAAUCAACACCCUUUUUGAUGCAGUGCAAGUUUUUUGCGCACUUACAACAAAUUUGAUAAAAAAUAUUAUAAAUUUAUUCUAUGUAAAGUCAUUAUCCGAUAAGACUGUGUUCCAUCUUUAUCUAGAGUGCCAAUAAAAGCUUUUUAGGGCGCUGCACUCAACGCAGUACGUGAGGGUUAUGGAAAAUUAAGCUCCUUUCACAUAAACGAUACGUUGCAGUUAAGGAGGUCGUCUACCUACGCGCUCUAAUUUCGAGCCGACGAUAGAUUGCAAAAA
Bactrocera oleae (olive fruit fly) is the source of this 8476-nucleotide messenger RNA. RefSeq lists its product as uncharacterized. Lineage: Eukaryota; Metazoa; Arthropoda; Insecta; Diptera; Tephritidae. The record is from RefSeq and is a predicted model, not a curated record. Gene Ontology annotation, molecular function: zinc ion binding.